AUGUCGCUCGGUGAAGCAUCCUCGUCGGCGCUCCACCUCAACUUCCCGCCCUCGACGGGAGCAGGCGUCAUGCACUCCCGCUCCGUCACCGGCGUCCACGUCCACCCCGUGGCGCUCUUCUCGAUCCUCGACCACUUCCUCCGCCGCAACGAUGGCCAACAACGCGUCAUCGGCACAUUGCUCGGCACCAGGACAGAGUCGGAGAUUGAGAUCAAGAACUGCUUCGCCGUGCCGCACCUCGAGAACGAGGAGCAGGGCCAGGUCCAGGUCGACAUGGAGUACCACCGCAACAUGUACGAGCUCGCGCAAAAGGUCCGACCGGACGAGGUCAUCGUCGGAUGGUACGCCACCUCGCCCGAGCUCAACACCUACAGCGCCCUGAUCCAGGACUUUUACUCUCGCGAGACUGCGCCGCACCAGGCCGUGCACCUCACCAUGGACACGUCCAUCGACGGCGCCAAGGCCACCGGGCUGGGCAUCAAGGCCUACGUCUCGUCGCCGCUGGGCGCCACGCCCAAGGCCGAGAACUGCGUCUUCCUCCCGCUUCCCACCAACCUGCUCCACUCGACUCCGGAGCACGCGUCGCUCUCGCUCCUCGCCUCGCCAAACGUCUCGUCGCCCCUGUCGGACAUGGACGCCCUCGCCGCCAGCCUCAGGCAGGUGCAGGCGCAGCUCGACCGCGUCCUCGGCUACGUGCGCGCCGUCCUGGCCGGAGAGCGCGAGGGCGACAAGGCCGUCGGCCGCUUCCUCAACGACACCAUCUCCGUCGUCCCCGCCGGCAUGGACGACACCAAGCUCGAGAACCUCUUCAACGCCCACCUCCAGGACGUCCUCAUGGUCUCGUACCUCGCCAACGUCGUGCGCGCCCAGGCCGAGGUCUCGUCAAGGCUCACCCUCCUCACCUAG
Molecule: messenger RNA, 906 nt
Organism: Pseudozyma flocculosa PF-1
Lineage: Eukaryota; Fungi; Basidiomycota; Ustilaginomycetes; Ustilaginales; Ustilaginaceae
Exons: 3
Coding region: 1-906 (301 amino acids)
Biological process (GO): translational initiation
Cellular component (GO): eukaryotic translation initiation factor 3 complex, eIF3m
Molecular function (GO): translation initiation factor activity; translation initiation factor binding; metallopeptidase activity
Source: RefSeq, a predicted model, not a curated record